AUGUUAGCCAGCAGGGCUUGCCUGAGGGCAACUUUGAGUCCGGCAAAGGUUCAGCUACGGCCACAAAGACUGGGUGCACCGGUCUACCUACAAGCAGCAUGGCAUGCGAGACGAGUGUUUGCGAGUACGCCUCGGCAUCGGAAAGACGAUGCGAGGGCAAGGACCGCGGAAAAGGAGAUACAGGCGAAGCAGCCAGCGGCGGAGAGCGUACAGCCGGAAGGUGUGCAGAAAGCGAAGCCUGCUGAGCCGACGGCGAAGAAUGGAUCGUUACUGUCAGAGCAAACAGUCUCAAACGCAGCUCAGAGGAAGAUGGACUGGGCUAUCAUGAAGGACAUGGUGCAGUAUCUUUGGCCUAAGAACGACUUCAACACACGCUUCAGGGUCAGCUUGAGUCUAGGGCUGUUGAUCGGUGCGAAGGUUCUCAAUGUACAAGUACCUUUCUACUUCAAAGACAUUGUCGACUCGAUGAACAUCGACUUUGCAGCUACGGGCGGCACAGCAAUGACAGUAGCUGGCGCAGCUAUAUUUGCAUAUGGUGCCACGAGAAUAGGAGCUACGCUCGCUCAAGAACUCCGGAAUGCUCUAUUCGCAUCAGUCUCGCAGAAAGCUAUUCGUCGGGUCGCCGGCAAUGUCUUCAAGCACCUCCUCAAGCUCGAUCUGAACUUCCACCUGUCUCGUCAGACGGGUGGACUGACGCGAGCCAUCGAUCGUGGUACGAAGGGAAUAAGCUUCCUCUUGACAUCGAUGAUCUUCCACAUCAUUCCGACCGCGCUUGAGAUUGGACUGGUCUCCGGUGUCCUGACCUAUCAAUAUGGGUGGAAGUUUGCCGCUCUAACAGUUGGAACCAUGACGGCUUACUCCUGGUUCACGAUCGCCACGACAGCCUGGCGCACAAAGUUCCGGAAGCAAGCCAACGCUGCUGAUAACAAAGGUGCAACAGUUGCAGUGGACAGUCUGAUCAACUACGAAGCCGUAAAGUACUUCAACAACGAAGCAUACGAAGCGAAGCGAUAUGACGGUGCGCUGAAGAAUUACGAGACUUCCAGCAUCAAAGUUGCAACGUCGCUUGCUUACCUCAACAUUGGUCAGAAUCUCAUCUUCUCGACUGCAUUGACAGGAAUGAUGUACAUGGCUGCGCAGGGCGUUGCGACAGGAAGCUUGACAGUCGGCGACCUCGUUAUGGUCAAUCAGCUCGUCUUCCAGCUCAGUGUGCCGCUGAACUUCCUUGGAAGCGUCUACCGCGAGCUGCGCCAGAGUUUGCUCGACAUGGAGACCUUGUUCAAUCUGCAGAAGGAAGAUGUGGCCAUCAAAGAGCGUAAGGAUGCGAAGCAGCUGCUUCUCAACAAAGGCGGAGAGAUCAAAUUUGAGAACGUCACAUUUGGCUACCGGACUGAUCGUCCCAUCGUCAAGAACUUGAACUUGACAAUCCCAGCCGGCAAGAAGGUGGCCAUUGUCGGGCCCAGCGGCUGUGGCAAGUCGACGAUUCUCCGACUUCUCUUCCGCUUCUACGAUGUUCAAGAAGGCCGCAUCCUGGUUGAUGGGCAAGACAUUCGUGAUGUCACAUUGGAGAGCCUUCGCAAGGCGAUUGGUGUGGUACCACAGGACACACCACUUUUCAACGACACCAUCGAGCACAACAUCCGCUACGGAAACAUCAAUGCCAGCUCUGAAGAAGUGACAGCAGCCGCCCAACGCGCCAGGAUUCACGAAACCAUACAGACCCUACCAGACGGCUACAAGACGAUGGUCGGAGAGCGUGGAAUGAUGAUCUCCGGAGGCGAGAAACAACGUCUUGCGAUCAGCCGACUGAUCCUCAAGGAUCCACCACUGCUGUUCUUCGAUGAAGCAACGAGUGCAUUGGAUACUUACACCGAACAGAGGUUGCUCGGUGAGAUCAACUCGAUUCUGAAAGACAAGCAUAGAACUAGCGUCUUCAUUGCGCAUCGCUUGAGGACUAUCUUGGAUGCGGACAUCAUCAUUGUGUUGAAGGAUGGCAGUGUGGCCGAACAAGGAACACACGAGAAGCUAGUGGAUAGUGGAGGCAUCUAUGGGGAGCUUUGGAGCGCACAAGAGAUGGCGUUUGUGGAGGAUCAAGAUACGGUUGAUGGCGAGAAGGAGAAGAAGCGGUAG
Messenger RNA from Zymoseptoria tritici IPO323, 2130 nucleotides. RefSeq names its product ATP-binding cassette Fe/S cluster precursor transporter ATM1. Gene Ontology annotation, biological process: intracellular iron ion homeostasis; transmembrane transport. NCBI's taxonomy places the organism in Eukaryota, Fungi, Ascomycota, Dothideomycetes, Mycosphaerellales, Mycosphaerellaceae. The record is from RefSeq and is a predicted model, not a curated record. Gene Ontology annotation, cellular component: mitochondrial inner membrane. The coding region runs from base 1 to 2130 and encodes 709 amino acids. Gene Ontology annotation, molecular function: ATP binding; ABC-type transporter activity; ATP hydrolysis activity. The transcript has 3 exons.